Messenger RNA from Fraxinus pennsylvanica, 321 nucleotides. Lineage: Eukaryota; Viridiplantae; Streptophyta; Magnoliopsida; Lamiales; Oleaceae. The record is from the annotation of a GenBank genome assembly.
AUGGAUCGAGUCAUGGAGCUCAAGAGUAUAUCAAAUGCCUGGAAUAAUUCACCAUUCUACCUCUCACCCAUCAGUCCAGUAAAGGCAAGAAAUAGUGAAGCUAAUAAAAAGAAAGAAGUUGAAGAUGUUUGCAGGAGCUUUGAGAAUUAUCUGAUAGAGAUGAUUGUUGAAGAGGGUGAAAUGGGGGAUUUGACGGACGUGGAAGAGCUUCUGUACUGCUGGAAGAACCUCACUUGUCCCGUUUUCAUUGAUUUAGUAUGCAGAUUCUACGGGGAGCUAUGCAAGGAUUUGUUUUCCAAAACCAGCAAAGACGAUAAGUGA